Lontra canadensis (Northern American river otter) is the source of this 1661-nucleotide messenger RNA. Its product is annotated as cytochrome P450 2D15. Gene Ontology annotation, cellular component: cytoplasm; intracellular membrane-bounded organelle. The transcript is spliced from 9 exons. Gene Ontology annotation, molecular function: heme binding; oxidoreductase activity, acting on paired donors, with incorporation or reduction of molecular oxygen, reduced flavin or flavoprotein as one donor, and incorporation of one atom of oxygen; iron ion binding. Gene Ontology annotation, biological process: xenobiotic metabolic process; arachidonate metabolic process. The record is from RefSeq and is a predicted model, not a curated record. Bases 123 to 1625 code for a protein of 500 amino acids. Lineage: Eukaryota; Metazoa; Chordata; Mammalia; Carnivora; Mustelidae.
GCGGGGCCAGGCUGGAUGAGCUCGCUCAGUGUGGGAGAGCGCCCCUACUGGCUGGUCCUGGGUCCCUGGUGUGCUAAGGGACACCCGCGUGCCAGAGGAGGCCAGCGGGCACUGAGGCAACCAUGGGGCUGCUGAGUGGGGUUACGCUGGGGCCCCUGGCCGUGGCGGUGGCCAUCUUCCUGCUCCUGGUAGACCUGAUUCACAGACGCAGAUGCUGGGCUGCACGCUACCCGCCAGGCCCCAUGCCGCUGCCCCUGCUGGGCAACCUGCUGCAGAUGGACUUCCAGAACACGCUCUGCUACUUCGACAAGCUGCGGCAGCGCUUCGGGAACGUGUUCACCCUGCACCUGGCCUGGACGCCCAUGGUCGUGCUCAAUGGCCUGGACGCCGUGCGCGAGGCCCUGGUGUACCACAGCGAGGACACAGCCGACCGGCCGCCGAUGCCCAUCUAUGAGCACCUGGGGUUCAAGCCGCACUCCCAAGGGGUUAUCCUGGCGCGCUACGGGCGCGAGUGGCGGGAGCAGCGGCGCUUCUCCCUGUCCACCCUGCGCAACUUCGGCCUGGGCAAGAAGUCGCUGGAGCAGUGGGUGACCGAGGAGGCCUCGCGCCUCUGUGAAGCCUUCGCCGACUACGCCGGACGCCCCUUCAGCCCCGGCGCCCUCAUGGAUAAAGCGGUGAGCAACGUGAUCUCCUCCCUCACCUACGGGCGCCGCUUCGAGUACGACGACCCGCGGCUCCUCAAGUUGCUGGACCGGCUGCACGCGGGCGUGGAGGAGGACCAGGGCGUCCUGCGCGAGGUCCUGAACUCCUUCCCCGUGCUCCUGCACAUCCCCGGGCUGGCUGGCAAGGUCUUCUCAGCACAGAAGGCCUUCAUGACCCUGAUAGAUGAGCUAGUCCAGGAACACAGGACAACCCGGGACCCGACCCAGCCACCCCGAGACCUGACUGAUGCCUUCCUGGAUGAGGUGGAAAAGGCCAAGGGGAACCCCAAGAGCAGCUUCAAUGACAAGAACCUGAGCAUGGUGACAUCUGACCUGUUUGCGGCUGGGAUGGUGUCCACCUCAACCACGCUGACCUGGGCCCUGCUGCUCAUGAUCCUGCACCCGGACGUGCAGCGACGUGUCCAACAGGAGAUAGAUGAGGUGAUAGGGCAGGUGCGGCAACCGGAGAUGGGGGACCAGGCCCACAUGCCCUUCACCAUGGCCGUGAUCCAUGAGGUGCAGCGUUUUGGGGACAUCGUGCCACUGGGCGUGCCCCACAUGACGACCCGAGACAUCGAAGUGCAGGGCUUCCUCAUCCCCAAGGGGACAAGGCUUAUCACCAACCUGUCGUCGGUGCUGAAGGACAAGGAGGCCUGGAAGAAGCCCUUCCGGUUCGACCCCGAGCACUUCCUGGACGCGGAGGGCCGCUUCGUCAAGCAGGCGGCCUUCAUGCCCUUCUCCGCAGGCCGCCGCGCCUGCCUCGGGGAGCCCCUGGCCCGCAUGGAGCUCUUCCUCUUCUUCAGCCGCCUCCUGCAGCGCUUCGUCUUCUCGGUGCCCCCCGGGCGGCGCCGGCCCAGCGACCGCGGCACCUUCUCCUUCCUGGUGACCCCCGCCCCCUACCAGCUCUGCGCCGUGCCUCGCUAGAGGGAGGAAGCUCCCCCACUGGCUUCUCAGCACCGC